Messenger RNA from Acanthopagrus latus (yellowfin seabream), 3509 nucleotides. RefSeq names its product enolase-phosphatase E1. Lineage: Eukaryota; Metazoa; Chordata; Actinopteri; Spariformes; Sparidae. The record is from RefSeq and is a predicted model, not a curated record. The coding region runs from base 393 to 2276 and encodes 627 amino acids. The transcript has 4 exons.
ACAGAGAGAGAGAGAGAGAGAGAGAGAGAGAGAGAGAGAGAGAGAGACAGAGAGGGAGAGAGAGGGAGAGAGAGAGAGAGAGAGGAUGGUUCGGAGGAUUUAGCCCCGGCAGCGUCUUUUCCCGUCCAGCACAACAAGCUUAUUACCUUUCUCUCCACGCGCUUGGAAACGGAUUUACGCACACGAACUGGAGGAGUUUGGAGGACUAGUAGGAUGCUGAGUAUCUUUCCUCCUCGCAACUGUUCUCCACCCUGCUCUCCAUGACCUGAGAGCGCCAUCACAGCGGGAGGAAAGAAACACCAGAGAGAGAGAGGAAGAGGAGGGCAGAAGGCCAGGGAAGGAAGGAAGGAGCACACUUUUUUUGUUGUUGUUGUUUGUUUUCCCUUUCCGAAAUGGCGGCGACGGAGGCCAACGCGGCGCCGGUGGUCCAGGAAGAUGGGAAAACCCCCGAGAGCAAGCCGACAGAGGCAGAGCAACCAGCUAAAAGUGCCAAUGCAAACUCAGAGACUGUCAACAAUGAGAUUGUCGAUAAAGACGGCACCGCUGUCAACAACGAGGUUGUCGAUAACAAAGAGACUGUGAAUAAUGACACAGCGGCGGCAGCAGGAGCUGAGGAGGGAGAAGCAGCGGCGAGCGAGGAGGCGGCAGCUCCUCAGAGCUCGGAAAACACCUCCACUGCUGAGCCCAAGACCUCGUUCCUGGACUCCUUCCUCAACAAGAGCGGUCUGGGGAAGGUGAUGGGAGGAAGGAAGAAGAAAGAGCAGAGCGCAGCCGCCGGAGAGGAGAGCACAGCCGAGGGAGGCGAGAAAGAGGGAGAGAAAGUUGAGGAGGCGGCUGCAGCUGAGGGAGGCGCAGAGGGAGGUGCAGAAGGAGAAGCAGCGAUAGAGAAAGCUCCAGAAAACGGAGAGAAGGAGGAGGAGAAGAAGGGCAAACCUGCGGAGUCCAAAUCCACAGUCCGAGAUCUGAUCAGGAAGCCGGUGGCGAGGAUCUUCUCCCAUCGCAGCACUGAGAAGAAGGACGGUACCGCCGCAGAACCCCAGAAACAAGUAAAGGUCCGAUCCAAGUCCCUGGACCGACUGGAAGAUCCUGAAGCACUUAACACCACCGCAGACUCCACUGUAGAGGAGGCAGGAGCAGCAGGAGGAGCAGAAGGAGGUGCAGAGGAAGAACAGAAAGCUGCAUCCUCCUCAGCAGCCACCAAGCACAUGAGGCGUUGGCACUCCUUCAAGAAGCUCAUGGCUCAGAAGGCACACAAAAAGAGCGGAGGAGGAGUAGAGGAGGGCAAGGAAGAGGAUGGAGAAGGAGGCGGCAGAGACUCCUCCACGCUGGACUCCAAGGACUCGGGGCAGAAGAGGUGGAAGCUGAAACGCUCCUGGACCUUCCAGGGUCUGAAGAGGGACCCGUCCAUCGUCGGCAUCAGCGGCAAGGCCAAGAGCUCCGACAAAGACUCUGUUGACAAGCCAGAGGAGGUGGCAGGAGCUGAGGGAGGAGAGGAGGCGAAGGUGGAAGAAGGAGCUGAGGAGUCCAAGACAGAGGGAGGAGAGGAGAAGGAGAAAGCUGAGGAAGGAGAGGAGGAGAAGGCAGCAGCAGCGGCGGGAGGUGGAACCGUGACGCAACACGCCAAUGAGAUCUGGACUUCCUUCAAGAAGCGCGUCAUCCCGAAGUCCAAACGCGCCAACACGGAGUGCGCCCCCAGUGCGGAGGAUGAUGCAACUGCAGCUGCCGCCUCAGGUGAGGAGGGAGCAGCGGAGGAGGGCAAAGACGGCAAGUCAGCCAAGGCCAAGCGCUCACAUUUUGGCCGUGCAGUUUCCCUGAAGAACUUCAUCAUGCGAAAGGGCAAGUCCACCAGCGUGGACAUGGGUGAGGGUGCCAAGGAAGAGGAGGAGGCAGCAGAGGGAGCAGAGGCAGCCGAGGAAGCGGAGGAAGCCGGCGCCGAUGGUGAAGCUGCCACAGCGACCGAGGAGACCAAUGACAAAGAUGCAGCCACGGGCGAGAAGACGGAGGCGGCGGAGAGCGGAGGGGAGGUGGCGAAGGAGGCGGAGAAGGAGGUGGAGAAGACGCCGGCCGACGCUCCAGUGACCAAUGGGGAGAACAACGGCCACACUAAUGGCACGGCGGAGGAGCACGACACACACAAUCACCAGGAGGAGGAGAAGACGACGGGGGGCAGCCCCGUGAAGAAGACCAAGGAGGCAGGAGCGAAAGAUGAGGCCAACGCCAAGAUCAUCAACGCCACAGCAGCUGUGAACAGCGACAAAAAGGCGGGAAACGUGUGAGGCCACACAAAGAGGAUUAGAACUGCCCGGGAUUCGCUGAGCAAGGAGCUCUGAGCCCCUCCUCACAACCCUAACUCCUCCUCCUUCCUCCCCCUCCUCCUCCUCUAUCCCUCCAUCCCUCCUCCUCCUCCUCCUCCUCCUCCUUCCUCCCGAAUAAACAGAGUAAUCACGUGUUAACAGAUCACCAUGGUGAGAAAGAGAGAGCGAGAGAGAGACUGAGAGAAUGAGAAAGAUGCAAUUCAUGUAGAUGAGAAGUGAAAAAUAAUAAUCACUCAGAAAGCAAUAAUUCAAGCCCUCCUUUCUCCAUCCCUUCAUCCAUCCCUUCAUCCAUCCAUCCAUCCAUCCAUCCUUUCAUUUCCUCCGUCCGAUUACAUGCAUACAUUCAAAAAACAUCCAGUGUUUUUAUUUUUUUCUUUGCUUGUCUGUGAGAUUUUUAUAUUGUCUACGAGAGAAAAGAAAAAUGCAGAAAUGUUAAAAAAAAAAAAAAGAAAAUCGAGACAUUCCACCUCCUCCUCCCUCCGUUUAUUUCCUCCUCCCUCCCUCCCCCCAUCCCGCCUCUCGCCACCGCCGCCGUCCUAUUUUCCUCCUCGUCGAGCUACUUAACUCUGCUCUCUGUCUCUACCGACUCCUGAUUGGUGGAUUUAAAGAACAAAAAAAAAAAAAAGAAACAAAAAAAAGACUGUUAGUUUUAUAUCGACGGCCAUUUUGGUUUGUAGUCUUCCCCCCUCGACCCUCUCAGCCCCUCCCCAUCCGACCCCAGUAGAUAUUUGACAGUACAGCAGGACCAUGUUGCUACAGUAUAUAAACUGCCCUGAGGACUGCCACUUCCCAACCAACACUGUAAUGUCUUCAGCUCUGUGUGUUAAUGUUUUUAGACUGUUAUAUUGUGUACAUGAAUUAAAAAAACAAAAACAAGAAAAAACCACCAUCGAAUAUUAAAGUCAAAAAUGUUUUUUGUUUUUUUCUUCUUCUUCCUCUUCUUCUUCUUCUUCUUCUUCCUCCUGUUUUGGUUUGGAUUCUCUUUUUUUGUCUUUCUUUGUUUUUAUUUUCUAAAAACACAUCUUCUCACUGUUACUGCAGUCUGACGAUAUGCUGUAAUUAAAACAAACAAAAAAAAUAAUAAUAAUGAUGAUGAUGAUGUUUUGUUGGUCCAAGUUUUCACAUGUCCGCUAGCAAAUUGUCAAGAAAAAAAAAUAGUACAAUAAAGACUAAAAUCUAACAACUAAACUGCAA